Plenodomus lingam JN3 is the source of this 3081-nucleotide messenger RNA. RefSeq lists its product as uncharacterized. Gene Ontology annotation, biological process: post-transcriptional tethering of RNA polymerase II gene DNA at nuclear periphery; protein import into nucleus; mRNA export from nucleus. Gene Ontology annotation, cellular component: nuclear pore outer ring; nuclear pore. Gene Ontology annotation, molecular function: structural constituent of nuclear pore. The record is from RefSeq and is a predicted model, not a curated record. Lineage: Eukaryota; Fungi; Ascomycota; Dothideomycetes; Pleosporales; Leptosphaeriaceae.
AUGGCUUCCUUUUCCUUUGCGCGGCAGUCGCAGCCCACUGCUGUACGGUCUCCAAGCGCAAGCGCGUCCGUCUUCGCUUCCUCACGUGCAAUGGACAGCACAACACCCAAUGACCCUCUACAGCCCUUGCGCGCAAUGGCAGAUCGCGUUGGGAAAGAGGUGGAGAGGUUCGCUGAGCGGGUCGACCAGUGGCAUACGAAUGGGAACGACUCCAAGAAGGCCAAGCAUCAGGCGACAGUGAAGAUGGUGGGCAAGUUCAGAGAUAUGGCGGAUUCGCAUGUCAAGGAGUUGAAGAAGGCUCAUGCCACGGAGCACAAGGAUCUGCAGAGUCGCAGUGUACGCCGGCGCAUACAAACCAUGGCCGAUGCUACCGAAAACGCUGAGCAGACCUCGUUUGGCCAAUCAAGUCAGCCUUUCGCCAUGUCCAGCAAUGCUAACGGUGCGAAUGUCUCGAGAAAUCUCCAAGAUUUGCGCGAAUGGCAAGCAGAGCUCGCAACCUGGGAGCUCUUACGGCUGAUCAUCGAUCACUACCAUCCUGGGCCCGAUACCAACCCACAAGAAGAGAAGAAGGCGCGACUAGCAAAGGUUGGAGGAACAAAUCGCUACUGCCAGAAUAGCGAAAUCUGGGACCGCUUCUUGCUAGAAGAUGACCAUGCAAAAGAGAAGGUCCUUGUGAUGCGGUGGUUGGAACAGACAGCAGACAAUAGCGAGAGUGAUAUUGAGUCCAUCACUGCUGAAUUGCAAGAAGUCUCUGGAAAAGGAGUACAUACAUGGACAAGCGGAUGGCUAGAUACCAAGACGAAGAUCAAGCAGGUCAAGCGCUUAGAAGGCGUUGAUCAGCCCUUGAACCGAGACCUAAAUCUCAAGACUUCUGAUCGAACUGCAACCCUCGUCACCCAACUGGACCCCGAUGCGCCCACACGGCAGAAGCGAGCGCUUGAGAAAUCGGACGAGUACUAUGAGCGCGCAUUGUGGAUGGUUUGCUACGAGAUGAUGCGACGCGGUAGGCCAUGGAAAGAGAUUGUCGAUUGGUGCCAAGAGAGGAACGAAGGCUGGCGCGGAGUCAGCUUGGGUGCAGCAGUUGAGGCACAUCCAGAGGGUGGGCCAAACGUGGCUGGGCCGACGGUCGGAUAUCUCUUCCGCCGCAUGUGCUUCCACACAGCUCGAGGAGCACGCAUACCUUAUGAAGCUGCUGUCUACGGUCUACUUGGUGGAGACUUGAAGCAGGUACAAGCCGUCAGUCGGUCCUGGGACGAUCACCUCUACGCUCACUACAACGCCCUCCUUCUCUCGAGAUUUGACACCUACCUGCCACGAAAGCAUCCUUCACGCGUCAGCCAAACUUUGACCUCGAAGUUUGUCUUCCAAGACGCAGUUGCCAAUAUUGGAGAUUGGAAGUUUUCAGCGCAGAAAGUGAUCAGCCUUCUGAAGCAACAGAAGAGCACAGCGGCACAAGCCGUAAUGCCGAUGAAGUUAAUUCAAGGUGCCCUCAUUAGCAGGGAUUUUGAAGAACUCAUGCUCAAGACUGGAGUCGCGUUAGCGGACAUGAUGCAGGAUGACGACCGACAGCAGAACCUGAUCAUUCAUCCCGAUUCAUCACGAGCAGAUCGAAAUGCCAAACCAGAAGGCGAAAAGAGGACGUUUACCGCUGAGAAGUGGUAUCAGACACUUGUGAGCGAUCCUCAUGCAUUCCGAGUACUGGUGCACAUCUGCAUGAUUUUCCGCAAUGGCAUAGGUGCUGUCAAGACACCUGACGAGCAACAACGGCUGGCCUGGGACAACGUGAUUGCAGCUUACAUCGAGUUCCUGCGCAUCUCCAAACGCAUAUCACUGAUACCACUCUACGCUGCGCAACUGUCGCCUCAGCGAGGAGCCCUCUGCCUUGCCCGUGUUCUACCAGACAUUAAGAACAGCGAUGAGCAAAGGCGAUGUGUUGCACUCAUGGAGACUUACGGUCUUGAUGUCAUCACUGUCGUCUCGCAGGCCUUCACCUUCGCCUUCCGGAACAGUGGCUUUACUCACUUUGACGACGAGGGGUAUACAGUUAUCACGAAGCCUAUCAAGCGAUUCGAGAUUGUGGAACGCGUUACUUCACUGCAAGAGCAGAUUUUAUGGCCUGGCCAACGCAUCAAGCGCGAGUUUGAAGGACAUGCCAUUGAGGAGAAGGAGGAGGCCAUCAUUGAAGCCCUGCAAUGGUACCAGUACAUUGGCAAUGACUACGAGCAAACCUUCUGGCACCUUAGAAAUGCGCUGACAAUCUUCUUGCUCAACGGUCGCAUCGGUGCAGCCGAAAAAGUCAUCACCGAUCUAAGCGUCGAAACACUCUCCCUUUCACGAACAGAAGCUUUGUGCGGCUACCCCUUCGACUUCACCAUGCCUGGCGCAGAGGAACAAGAUGAACGCCAGCUGUACGACUUCCGCGAUACCCUAACCGACAUCACCCGUCCCACCGCCCUCCCCCUGGACAAGCUCCCGUCUGCGGAAAGGCACCGAGAAAUCGUCGAAGACUUGCGCAAACAAAGUGCACCCUACCAUGACCUUCAGCAAAUCGUACGCCUCCUCAUCCUCUUCCGCGAAUGGCGUGAAGUAGAAGAAAAUCUGAUAAGAGUCCGAAACGAGCGCGCAAAAGACCCCUCCCUCCCCCCUCGCAAACCCGACACCCAACGCACCAAGCAAAUCCUCGACGCCCUCUCCUCCCUCUUCGACCACCUCAUCGCGUCGACCUCCCACUCCCCCGAAGCCCCCACCCACGACACAAACAACCUGCGCAACGCCUACAUGCCCGAUCUCGUCCUCGCCUACCUCUCCGUCCUGCAAACCAGCUCCUACUUUUUGCACCGCGACCCUGCCGUCAAGGCCAUGGAGAUUGCCGUCCUCGUCGCCGACGAGGAGAAUAAGUGGCUGCAGCGCGUGUUGCUGCGCACCGGCCGGAUGAGCGAGUUGGUGGAUUGUCUGGCUUGUGUGGGCAAGGCUAUGUUGAGGCUGGGCGAGUUUGAGAAGAAGGGGGGGAAGGGGAAGAGAGGGGGACGGGGGGAGACGUUGCGGAUUUGGGAUUUGGGGGUUAGGGAGAGGGAUGGGUAG